Tribolium madens (black flour beetle) is the source of this 1718-nucleotide messenger RNA. Its product is annotated as paired mesoderm homeobox protein 2B-like. The transcript is spliced from 5 exons. Gene Ontology annotation, biological process: regulation of transcription by RNA polymerase II. The record is from RefSeq and is a predicted model, not a curated record. Gene Ontology annotation, molecular function: RNA polymerase II transcription regulatory region sequence-specific DNA binding; DNA-binding transcription factor activity, RNA polymerase II-specific. The coding region runs from base 1 to 918 and encodes 305 amino acids. Lineage: Eukaryota; Metazoa; Arthropoda; Insecta; Coleoptera; Tenebrionidae.
AUGGACUACUCGUACUUGAACCAGGCGGGCUUCGACUCCAGCUGCCUGCAGGGGGCCGGCAUGGACCCCACGGGCCUGGGCAACAUGCCCUGUUCGUACGGCGACCUGACCUCCUGCAGCCAGAUGUCCCAGGCGGCGUACAGGUACACGGCGUUUGAAAAGGCUCAGAAAUACCCAGGUGGAUUGCCUUAUAAAGUUUAUCCCGGUCAUGAUGGUGUCCUUACGGAGAAGAGAAAACAACGAAGGAUAAGAACAACGUUCACAUCUGCACAACUCAAGGAACUGGAACGAGCUUUCCAAGAGACGCAUUAUCCUGAUAUCUACACUAGGGAAGAAAUUGCCAUGAAAAUUGAUCUCACGGAAGCUAGGGUACAGGUUUGGUUUCAAAAUCGAAGGGCGAAAUUUCGGAAGCAGGAACGGUUGGCUCAACAGAAAGCUUCGAAUAACUCAGAGAAUUCGACUCCACCAACUAAUAUUAAGGCUGAGAGUAAUGGAAACACCAAGAGUAGCAUAAAUGGGAGCAAAGACAUCAAACCAGGAUCGCCACAUUCAAGCAUCUCGACGACGCCGAAUUCCAACACAAGCAGCAUUUCCAGCCACCAAUCUUCCAACGGAGUUGAUGUGAAACCAGUCAACGGCAAUGGAAAAUUGAGUGAAGACGCAAUCAUCUCCAACAACAACAAAUGGUCGAUGAGUCCGCAGUCUUGUAACACAGCACUGCUGGUGCACCAAGCCAACAAAGUUCUCUCUUCACAACCUUCCCAUCUUCAAACCCAUCAUGGAUCCCAUGCUGCAGCCGCCGCAGCUGCUGCCUUAUCUUCACCCUUUAGUACACUUCUUGGAGCAAGUGGAGGAGCAGCAUCGUAUCUCUUAGGAGAUCAUCUAAAACCCACUGCUGCUGCCAAUCACCUGUUUUAGAAAGUUCAAUUUUUAGGAAAUUUGGAUUAGUUGAGAACAUUCUGUGACGGUUUCAAAGAGUCAUUCUGGAAUUGCAAAUCAAAAUAACCUUCAAAUAAAUUUAACCGGUGUUUAUAUGGUCCGCGUAAUGCAGACUAAGAAUGGAAAUUUUAUGAUUACUUUCAUAUGUGUUUAUUCUGAUCACAGAUUUUAAACAGUGUUUGAGGCCAAAUAAAAAAAAUAGAUAAACAAUCACAUACAUAGGUACUUGUAUUUUUUCGAAUUUUGAUUCUAAUUUUGAUUCAAUGUCAACUAAACUGAACCUUAGAUGUGAAUUUUGGAUUGGUUUAAGUCAAACAUUACAAAAUACAACAUAUUUUAAAAACGGUUGAAAUAGAAAUGCUGACCUAUUAUAAAAACCUUGCUCUAGUUAACGUUGCAUUUUUCGCAAUUUAAAGUUAAAAAUGUUGCAUCUGUACAUUAAAAUAUAAAUAAAUGUUUCAUAAAUUAGAUUGUACAACAUUAUUUUCUGAACAGGAAAGAGAUUUUAACUCAAAAACAAAAAAUGUCUAAUUUUACUCACCUUUGUUUUUACCUGUAUGUUACUGUUCUUCUAAUGUAAUAGAAUUAAAAUUGCCAAAAAAGCUUUCGCCGUCCAGUUUUUUAAGAAGUAUGCAGUUUUUUUAAACGUUUCAAACACGAAUAAAAUAAUUUUAAUUUUGACUCUCUGAAAUCGCAGAGAAUGUGUUUUAAAAUUUGGAAAUCCGUCACAAAUAAAAUUGAUUUAUCGAAUUAUACGAUUGGUAUACGGAUUUUCUUAA